CCUGCACUGAUGCACCGAAUAUCAGGCGCAUUCGCACUGGGAUCAUGUUCCUUCCGAGUGGAGAGGGAGCGGGAGAGCACAGCGCGAGUCACCGUGUGGCGCCAUCUCGCGGUCGCACGCUCCUACACCAUGGAGGCCUCCUUCUGCGGCUUCGAUCAGGGACCCUACAAGGGGUUGCACCUGAACACGCAGCACCUGCAGGGCGUGGGUGGCGAGCUGUGUGAGGCGCUGGGCGGCCUCAGCGACGGCGCUGCCAUCGAUAUACAACUCACCAAAGACCUCAACGGUAACAUGGUUGAAGUAAAUUGGAAUAAUGCAGGCAAAAGAGAAAGAGCCGUCGACAGCGAAGCGGGAUCAUGCUCGGACAGUGUGCUCAAGACGGAUUCAGAUGAAGACUUCGAUUAACUAAGUUAUAAGAUGUAUGGUAAAUAUAAUUUUGUAACCGCGGACGUAUCUUGAGAAAUUUACGCGUUAUAAGAUGCAAACAACUUGUUAAUGUUCUCGAAUUAAGCAAACAUUGGGCCUAUUUUUUAAUGAAACCGUUUCGAAGAAUGUUUUUAUUUUGAUCGGUGAAAUUGAUUUGUUAGUUCAUAAUUCAGAGAAGUCAUUAUUCAGAUUGCAUUGUGCAAUAGCAAGUUGUAGAAAUUAAGGCUCGUUUACGAUCGAUCGAUACGUCUGCAACAUAAGGUAUGGUAAUUUAUUACGUUUUUAAAUUUCAAUUGCAAAUUAGUCGUCGCGUAGUAAUUAUGACCGAUUGAAGUGAUCAGUGUAUUGUUUUUUUCUUAUUUUGUAUAUGUAUUUUUAUUUAACAUUAUCGUUUGAGAAGUUAUGUUAUAUUUUUAUAAGUGCGUAUUUCAUUAUGUGGUCAAGUAAUUUGAUUUUAUUUUUGCUGUCUGUAAAUUAUUUCUGUUUGUGAUCUCAGUAACAUUAAAGUUAU
Messenger RNA from Papilio xuthus (Asian swallowtail), 937 nucleotides. RefSeq names its product cytosolic carboxypeptidase 1-like. Lineage: Eukaryota; Metazoa; Arthropoda; Insecta; Lepidoptera; Papilionidae. Gene Ontology annotation, biological process: protein side chain deglutamylation; C-terminal protein deglutamylation. Bases 10 to 405 code for a protein of 131 amino acids. The record is from RefSeq and is a predicted model, not a curated record. The transcript is spliced from 4 exons.